UUCUCCUGCUGCCUUCCUCCGUUCUGCGGCAGCGGCGGGGACCGGCUCCUGCGCGGACGGCGCCCGGCCCGCCGGCCUUCGGGGAGGACCGACGGAGGAGGCGCGCGGGGCUCGCGGGCGGCCCGGGGGCGCCGGCCGCUUGGCUGCGCUCCAGGCCGUGGGUCUGGGCUGCGAGCGCCGAGCGCCCAUGAGCAGCGCGGCCGGGCCGUCCUAGGCUGCCGCGGAGCCCCCCGACAUCGGGAGCCCCGGACGGGGGCGCGACGCCAGGGUGGGGGGGUAAAUGGAUCGCCAUUCCAGUUACAUCUUCAUCUGGCUGCAAAUCGAGCUGUGCGCCAUGGCCAUCCUGCUCACCAAAGGUGAAAUCCGAUGCUACUGUGAUGCAGCCCACUGUGUUGCAACUGGCUAUAUGUGUAAAUCGGAGCUGAAUGCCUGUUUCUCGAGACUUCUUGACCCCCAGAACACGAAUUCCCCACUUACUCAUGGCUGCCUGGACUCUCUUGCAAGCACAGCAGACAUCUGCCAAGCCAAACAGGCACAAAACCACUCCGGCACCGCUGUGCCCACAUUGGAAUGUUGUCAUGAAGAUAUGUGCAAUUAUAGAGGACUGCAUGAUGUUCUCUCGGCUCCCAAGGGGGAGGCUUCAGCAGGGCAAGGAAGCCGCUAUCAGCACGACAGCAGCCGGAAUCUCAUCACCAAAGUCCAGGAGCUGACCUCUUCCAAGGAACUGUGGUUCCGAGCGGCCGUCAUCGCGGUCCCCAUCGCCGGGGGGCUGAUCUUGGUGCUGCUCAUCAUGCUGGCUCUGAGGAUGCUCCGCAGUGAGAACAAGAGACUGCAGGACCAGCGGCAGCAGAUGAUCUCUCGUUUGCACUAUAGUUUUCACGGACACCAUUCCAAAAAGGGCCAGGUGGCCAAGUUGGACUUAGAGUGCAUGGUCCCGGUCAGCGGGCAUGAGAACUGUUGUAUGACCUGUGAUAAAAUGAGACAGACUGACCUCAGCAACGAGAAAAUUCUCUCACUGGUUCAUUGGGGAAUGUACAGUGGGCAUGGGAAGCUGGAAUUUGUAUGACCAAGUUUUAUCCAAGUUAAACUAAAUGGAGAAAAAAAACAACAACAGAAAAAAACAAAACAACUCUUGAAGGCCUUUGGGUUCUGCUGGACAGGAGCACUUUAUCUGAAGAAAAACAAAACAAAUUUCACUAAGCGUCUUUGAGAGACAGAAUAGCCUCUACAAACAGAGUCUUGGAGAUUUCUUCUGAAGGAUUAUUUGCACAGAUUUAAAAUACACUCAAAUGUAUUAUUUGCUUUAAAGUGUAAAAGCAAAAAGUAGAAGUUGUACACUGUCACCAGGAUUAUUUGAAUUGUAGGGAGCUGGAAAAUGAGUACCAAAAUAAACUGAAAUAUACAGUAUACAAGCUCCUAUAUGUUUCUUGAUUUAUUGUAAAGAUUUAAAUAUAUAUAUAUAUAUAUAUUUUGUCUGAAAUUUAGUGGUGUUUUUCUUAAAUUAAAAAAAAAUAGUUAGAAGAUGAUCUAACUGCAGGAUUAGCUUGUAUAUUUGAGGCUCUGUUGCAAGGAAUCAAUGCUCAAUAAAUGUUUUGAUCUGAUCUAUUACAGUGUUAAAAGUA
Messenger RNA from Sarcophilus harrisii (Tasmanian devil), 1622 nucleotides. RefSeq names its product BMP and activin membrane bound inhibitor (gene BAMBI). Gene Ontology annotation, biological process: transforming growth factor beta receptor signaling pathway; negative regulation of transforming growth factor beta receptor signaling pathway; positive regulation of canonical Wnt signaling pathway. The record is from RefSeq and is a predicted model, not a curated record. Bases 281 to 1066 code for a protein of 261 amino acids. Lineage: Eukaryota; Metazoa; Chordata; Mammalia; Dasyuromorphia; Dasyuridae. The transcript has 3 exons. Gene Ontology annotation, molecular function: frizzled binding.